Haemonchus placei is the source of this 1137-nucleotide messenger RNA. NCBI's taxonomy places the organism in Eukaryota, Metazoa, Nematoda, Chromadorea, Rhabditida, Trichostrongylidae. The record is from the annotation of a GenBank genome assembly.
AUGAUAUUUUCAAGGAUUUCGAUUCACUACGAGAUAUUCAAGGCAACCAACGGUAAUGCGCUCGAAGGAACGGGAAACGCUCCUGUUCCCCGUUGGGCAUGGAUAUUUCUUCACUUCUCAAGAAUAAUCAGAGUUUGCGAAGCUAAAUUUGUUCUGGAUUCAAAAGCGACUAUGGAUACAUCAGUUGAAGUCAAAGACGAGCCUGCGUCGGUGGAGAGGCCCGACUCUACAAACGCACCAACAAGCUCGUACACCAGCGUUAUUCAUAAUGAGUUCUUUACGUCAACACCAUAUUUCGGCUUCGGGCGCACCCAGCUUCCAGCAAUCACAUCAAUUUAUUCACCAUUCGCGAAGUAUUACGGAGUACAAGAGAGCUCUGCAAGGUUCUCACAGGAUACCUCAUCAUCUGCUUCUUUCGAUUUGUCUACCGGCACUGAUCAGUAUUCACCUCCACCCAAGCUGGUACCCUUUACUGCCAAUUUGGGUUACAGUUUUGAUAGUCCGUCCUACACUUUGAAACCCUUCAGCUCUACUCUACAGUCGGAUUCCGGUAUUUCAUCUGGGGCAUCGUCACUCAGCACACCGUUAGGUCGAAACACUGUCAGAGGCUACAAGAAAACUUACUGCUCCAUUUGCAAGAUGCACAUUAACAAGGAUGGCAAGAGAAGUCAAGGGCCACGACGUCAUCUGCUUCAGUAUCACGUACGACGGCCCUUAUUUCAAUGCCCCCAUUGCUCCCAUGCCUCAUUUUAUGACAAGUUCCACGUGACUUCCCAUAUGCGGCGAAUUCAUCAGGACAACUCAGAACGACUCAUUAACAGAAGUUCAGAGUUUGAAGAUGAAGUGGAAGAGUGGUAUGAGCGCUGCUUCGGUGAAAGGAGGAAUAGCAACGGGAAUGACAUGAGACAGAGCUCACAGAAGUCUCUCGACCCUAGCCGGUCAAGUUUCUCACCGCCUCCAGUGCUCACCCCGGAAGUUCCCGAUCAAGAAAAUGUUGAUCCAUGUACAGUUGGAGUCGUGGACUUACCUGAACUAUUCUCAGAUGCUACUCUCCAAGCUCCGUUGAAAAAGCGGAAAAUGGGUUUCAUGAUAGAUGAUAUUCUAGAGCUGGAUCCGGUGGAAAAGUCGACCUCAUGA